Asparagus officinalis (garden asparagus) is the source of this 894-nucleotide messenger RNA. RefSeq lists its product as uncharacterized. Lineage: Eukaryota; Viridiplantae; Streptophyta; Magnoliopsida; Asparagales; Asparagaceae. Bases 1 to 894 code for a protein of 297 amino acids. The record is from RefSeq and is a predicted model, not a curated record. The transcript is spliced from 6 exons.
AUGGCGUUCUCAAAGUUUUAUCAUCUAGGGCUUGUUUUUUUUUGCCUUGUCAUUUAUCCAACUCUAAAUGAGGCCUUUCUUAAAAAGGGCUUCGGAGAAAAAGUUUCGGAAAGAAAUCCUCUUGUAUUUGACCCUUCUCUUGGGGACCGUAUUACUCACAAAGCAGAAUAUUCAAGCGGAGAAGGAAAAUGGGGAAGCCAAGCGGAAAUAAUUGUCUACGGACUACCACAAGUUCAGAAUGAUGAUAUCACCGCGGCAUUUAUUUCAGUCGCUAGCGGGUCGAGUCCAGAUGAAGACUUCAAUUUAUUAGUAGCCGGAUGGCACGUAUCUCCGAAGCUAUACGGCGAUACGGAUACUCACUUUUUCACUUAUUGGACAGCUGAUGAAAAUCGAAAGACAGGCUGCUUCAACUUGUUAUGCGAAGGUUUUGUGACGUAUAAUGCUUCUAGAUAUCCAGGAAUUAGGAUUUGGCCUCUUUCCAAAUACAACGGAAAACAAUACGCUGUUCCAGUUGCGAUACAUCAGGAUGAGAGGAGUGGAGACUGGUUACUGUAUGUUCAAGGGAUAAUACUCGGACACUGGCCGAAAACUUUGUUCACGAGUCUAUCCAACGGCGCCGAUGAAAUCAACUGGGGUGGAAAUGUCAACUUCGACAAGAACAAGAAAAGUCCUCCCAUGGGCCAGCGGCCACUCCCCGACGAAGGCUUCGGAAAGCGGCGGCAUUCGCGCGUUGUGCAGUUCGUGGACCAGCACGGACAGCCGUACGAUCCGAAUCCGGAUGAAGUCGGGCCUAUCGUUGACAGGGACGACUGCUACGCGGUGGGGGAUUUCUCUCGUUCGGAGACGACGGGGUUUACGUUUUAUUUUGGCGGCCCGGGUGGUUGCUCCGGCUGA